AAUUACACUUUCUGCACUUCCACUUCUCUCUCGUUUGAACAUGCGAAAACAUUGAGAAAAGUGCUGCAUGUUCUGGAAAGAAGCCUCGUAUAUUAUGAGGCGUAAUCUUCAAAACGGUGAAAUUAUUUUCAAUUGAUUUUUCUUUUUUCAAUCGAAUACAAAGUACAUUGUGAAAACAUACUAUGAAAAAUGAGCGUUACAUUACAUACGGACGUUGGUGACAUCAAAAUAGAAUUAUUUUGCGAAAUGUGCCCGAAAACAUGCGAGAAUUUUCUUGCACUCUGUGCUAGUGGAUAUUAUGACAAUUGCUUGUUCCAUCGAAACAUAAAAGGUUUUAUUGUCCAAACUGGAGAUCCUACUAAUACUGGUAAAGGAGGAACCUCCAUAUGGAAUCGCAAAUUUGAGGAUGAAUUUAAAGAAGAGUUAAAGCAUAAUGCGAGGGGCCUCGUCUCCAUGGCUAACAAUGGUCCUAAUACAAAUGGCAGUCAAUUUUUUAUAACUUAUGCACCACAAUCACACUUAGAUUUAAAAUAUACAUUAUUUGGAAAAGUCAUUGAUGGUUCGGAAACUUUGGAACAAUUGGAAAAAUUACCAGUGAAUCCUAAGAAUUACAAACCGCUUGCAGAAAUCAGGAUAAAUAAUGUAACUAUACAUGCUAACCCAUUAGCAGGAUAAGUUUAAGGGAUAAAAUGAACUUUUUACUAUUCAUCAUAGUAACACAAAUGAUUUAGAGUAAAAAAAAA
Messenger RNA from Pogonomyrmex barbatus (red harvester ant), 743 nucleotides. Its product is annotated as peptidyl-prolyl cis-trans isomerase-like 3. NCBI's taxonomy places the organism in Eukaryota, Metazoa, Arthropoda, Insecta, Hymenoptera, Formicidae. The record is from RefSeq and is a predicted model, not a curated record. Gene Ontology annotation, molecular function: peptidyl-prolyl cis-trans isomerase activity. Gene Ontology annotation, cellular component: catalytic step 2 spliceosome. Gene Ontology annotation, biological process: protein peptidyl-prolyl isomerization; protein folding.